UUCCUCCUCUCAUCGCUUGUCAGGGAAAAAGGGCCGUUGUUUAGGGACGUUGUUCGAGGAGAUGGUGAAAUAGAAAUGGAUCCAACUUCCAAAAUUCAUCGAAAACUCGCACCUUUUGCGGAUUAACCAGCCCGCCUCACCUCUCCUUGUCUCUCCCUCUCUCUGUAAGAUCUCCCAUGGCGUCUUUAGCCCCUUUGCCCCACCCUCGGCCCUCCCUCUCCCCAACUCGGCGCUUCAGGACCCUGUCCCUCCGUUCGGUGGCUCCCAGACUCUUUGUCUCAAACGCGAUUGCUGGUGGAACAUCACUACAUUGGCCCCAGAAAGAGAAAAUCAACCUUUCUAAAUAUGUGAAUGAGAGCUUCCAUGAAGAAGGUGAUUGGGAAAGUUUGGAUGCUGAUGUGUAUCACUGGACAAGGUCAUUACGUCCUGUGCAGUGGUAUCCUGGUCAUAUUGCAAAAGCAGAAAAAGAGUUGAAAGAACAACUAAAGUUAAUGGAUGUUGUCAUAGAAGUUCGUGAUGCCAGGAUUCCUAUGGCUACCAGCCAUCCACAGAUGGAUUCCUGGCUUGGCAAUCGGAAAAAAAUUCUAGUUCUAAAUAGGGAAGACAUGAUAUCCACUGCUGACAGAAAUUCAUGGGCUAAUUUCUUCACAAGGCAGGGCAUAAAAGUUGUUUUUGCUAAUGGGCAGCUUGGAAUGGGUACUAUGAAACUUGGAAGGCUUGCAAAGUUAUUAGCCACGGGCGUGAAUACGAAACGUAGAGCUAAGGGACUCCUACCUCGUCCUGUCCGAGCUGGAAUAGUUGGAUAUCCAAAUGUAGGAAAAUCUUCUCUAAUUAACCGUUUAUUGAGGCGGCGAAUGUGUCCAGCAGCUCCCAGGCCAGGUGUCACAAGACAACUGAAAUGGGUCCGUUUUGGGAAAGAUUUAGAGUUCUUGGACUCCCCCGGCAUAUUACCAAUGCGAAUUAGGGACCAGGCAGCUGCAAUCAAGCUUGCAAUAUGUGAUGACAUUGGGGAGAGAUCAUACGAUGCUGCUGAUGUGGCUGCCAUUCUUGUACAAAUGUUGACAAGGCUUCCAGCAGUAGAAGCAAAAUGCUACUGUUUUAUCUCAUCCUGUCAAGUUGCCAAUUGCACUCGCUGGUUUCCUACAGGCUCAGAUACUCUCUGCAAGCGCUAUAGAAUUGAUUCAGAUGGUCGCUGUGGUAAAAUAUUCCUCGAGAAACUUGCCCUUCACUUGUUUAAUGGAGAUGUUAGUCACGCUGCUGUCCGUGUCUUGAGUGACUUUAGGAAAGGGAAAUUUGGUUGGAUUGCACUAGAGAGGCCUCCUAGGUGAAGCUGUUGAAGUUGAGACGUUUCACCAUUCUUAAUUGAGCAGCCUCCAGCUCCAGAACAAUGGAGGGGAGGUGAGGUUGGAUCAUCUGGGAUGGACGCAGCACCUACACUAGCAAGAAAGAUCAAAGUAGCUGAACAUAGUAAUGAUGUUCGAACAAGCAGCUGGUGUGUUUUCUCAGGGGAAAAGAGGGACAAAAAAGAGAAAGCAAAGAGCAGCUUGUACGUGACUUAAAAAAUAUGUAGAGUAUGUGAACAAAAUCUUUUGUAUUUAUAGCCAAUCAUCCAUCCAAAAGUGAUCUUUGAACUUUCCUUCGCCCCGCUCACGCUUUGCUAACCCAUCAUGUGGUAAAGAGAAGAGAUUACGAAAGAUUUGUAAAUAUAGCAGACUGCAAAAAGAUUCUAAAUAUGACAAGUUCCUCA
Molecule: messenger RNA, 1747 nt
Organism: Phoenix dactylifera (date palm)
Lineage: Eukaryota; Viridiplantae; Streptophyta; Magnoliopsida; Arecales; Arecaceae
Product: GTP-binding family protein
Biological process (GO): mitochondrial translation
Cellular component (GO): mitochondrion
Molecular function (GO): GTPase activity; GTP binding
Source: RefSeq, a predicted model, not a curated record